This is a messenger RNA of Tuber melanosporum (Perigord truffle), 702 nucleotides long. RefSeq lists its product as uncharacterized. The record is from RefSeq and is a predicted model, not a curated record. NCBI's taxonomy places the organism in Eukaryota, Fungi, Ascomycota, Pezizomycetes, Pezizales, Tuberaceae. The transcript is spliced from 3 exons. Gene Ontology annotation, biological process: vesicle-mediated transport. Bases 1 to 618 code for a protein of 205 amino acids. Gene Ontology annotation, cellular component: intracellular membrane-bounded organelle.
AUGGAUAAAAACGAGAGGGGGUUUUCAAGGGUUUUUAGGAGAGAUUAUUAUGACCGAUGCGACUUUGGUGACUGCUACUCUAGCUGGGACAACUGGGGACGAUGGGUAGCUUUAACUGUUAUCGUUGUAUUCUUCUUCCUCGUCGUCGCUUGUUGCGGACUAAUAACCUCUCGCCGCCGCCGCCGCGCGGGCAUGCAACCAGUCUAUGGCACCGCAUGGAUGGCCCCACCAAAAUACACUCCGCACGACGUCCACCAGUUUCAGACCUACCCACCGCAACACUACCCCCCUCAGCAACCAGGCCCUUACGCACAAUACUACGCACCCACACACCCAGCGCCGGCAUACUCCCCCGGCCAGCAGAACCACGAUCCCGGUGCUCCGGGACAUGCUGGUGGGAAUUAUCAUGCUGCUGGUGUGGAAGAUCCUCAGGGACAGCAAAGGCAGUAUUUCUCACCGCCACCAGUGCCGCUGGGAAGUCCCGAGCCGGCCGCGCAUGCUCCCGUUAAUGGACAUCAAACUGGGGAAACGGUGUUCACACAUUCUACGGGCAGCAAUAACCCGUAUAGUGCCCCGCCGAGCGGGAUGCCGCAGGCGCACGUUGAGGGGAAGGUGUGAUGCUAUAUACACCAUAUAAGGAAGGGGCUUUUCUGAGGACUUUUUUUUCGUUUUUCAUUGUUAUUCCUUUGUUUGGGCUGGGUU